This is a messenger RNA of Cyanistes caeruleus (blue tit), 1509 nucleotides long. Lineage: Eukaryota; Metazoa; Chordata; Aves; Passeriformes; Paridae. The record is from RefSeq and is a predicted model, not a curated record.
GAAAAUUUGGGAUAUUUUCCGUUUUGGAAUGGGGUGAACGUGGAAGGAGCCCCAAUAAACAGGUGAUGGAUGUGAUCCAUGGGAAUCUGGGAUAUUUUCCCCUUUAGGAACGGCGUGAACGUGGAAGGAGCCACGCACAAGCAGGUGGUGGAUCUGAUCCGCGCCGGGGAGAAGGAGCUGGUGCUCACGGUGCUCUCGGUGCCGCCACACGAGGCCGAGAGCCUGGAGCCUCCCGAGGAGCCGCUGGGGCCGCCCUUCUACGACUACAGCGAGAAACAGGCGGUGCCCAUCUCCAUCCCCACCUACAAACACGUGGAGCAGAGCGGAGAGAAGUUCGUGGUGUACAACGUGUACAUGGCCGGGCGGCAGCUGUGCUCCAAGCGCUACCGGGAAUUUGCCAUCCUGCACCAGAACCUGAAGCGGGAAUUCGCCAAUUUCACCUUCCCGCGCCUCCCCGGGAAGUGGCCGUUCUCGCUGUCCGAGCAGCAGCUGGACGCCCGCAGGAGGGGCCUGGAGGAGUACCUGGAGAAGGUGUGCUCCAUCCGGGUCAUCGGCGAGAGCGACAUCAUGCAGGAAUUCCUGUCGGAGUCGGACGAGAAUUACAACGGCGUCUCCGACGUGGAGCUGCGGGUGGCGCUCCCGGACGUCACCACGGUGACGGUCAGGGUGAAGAAGAACAGCACCACGGACCAGGUGUACCAGGCGGUGGCUGCCAAGGUGGGCAUGGACAGCGUCACCGCCAACUACUUCGCCCUCUUCGAGGUCAUCAACCACUCCUUCGUGCGGAAGCUGGCUCCCAACGAGUUUCCCCACAAGCUGUACGUGCAGAAUUACACGUCGGCGGUGCCGGGGACGUGCCUGACGCUGCGCAAGUGGCUCUUCACCACCGAGGAGGAGGCGCUGCUCAACGACAACGACCUGGCCGUCGCCUACUUCUUCCACCAGGCCGUUGAUGACGUCAAGAAAGGCUACAUCAAAGCCGAGGAGAAAUCCUACCAGCUCCAGAAGCUCUGCGAGCAGAGGAAGAUGGUCAUGUACCUGACGAUGCUGCGCUCCUGCGAGGGGUACAACGAGAUCACGUUCCCGCACUGCUCGUGCGACUCGCGGCGCCGCGGCCACGUCAUCUCGGCCAUCAGCAUCCGCCACUUCAAACUGCACGCCUGCACCGAGGAGGGGCAGCUCGAGAACCAGGUGAUCGCCUUCGAGUGGGAGGAGAUGCAGCGCUGGGACACGGACGAGGAGGGGAUGGCGUUCUGCUUCGAGUACGCGCGCGCCGAGCGCAAACCGCGCUGGGUCAAGAUCUUCACCCCCUACUUCAAUUACAUGCACGAGUGCUUCGAGCGAGUGUUCUGCGAGCUCAAGUGGAGGAAGGAGAACCUUUUCCAGCUGGUCCGGUCACAGCAAAGGGACGCGGCCACUUAACCCCGGCAGCUUUUCCAUGAAUCCCAAAAAAUUCCGCUCUUGUAUUAAAGCCCCUCCCCCCCCAAACUAAAUCUCAUUAAUUCCAAA